CCGCGCCGCCCGUGGGCCAAGAUGGCGGCGGGGAGCAGCCCCGGGGCACGGGAGCUCUUUGCUGAGGGGCUCCUGCAAUUCCUGCGGCCCGCGGUGCGACAGCUCGACCGCCACGUCCACAGCGUCAGGGAGAGCCAGGUGGAGCUGCGGGAGCACAUCGACAGCCUGGCCACAGAGCUUUGCCGCAUCAAUGAGGACCAGAAAGUGGCUCUGGACCUCGACCCCUACGUGAAGAAGCUGCUGAACGCCCGGCGCCGUGUGGUGCUGGUCAACAACAUCCUGCAGAACGCCCAGGAGCGGCUGCGGAGGCUGAACCACAGCGUGGCCAAGGAGACGGUGCGGAGGAGGGCGAUGCUGGAGGCCGGGGGCUACCAGGGCAAGUGACCAAGUGGCCAGCCAUGGUGGCAGGCCAUCAGCCAAAGGAGCAGGAAUCCUGUUAAUCCCAGCUCGUGAAUUGAGGGGGGGAUGUCCCCCACCACCUGCAGCUGAGGGAACCGGGAUGCUCCGAUCCGUGGUCCCGGAUUUGUGGGUGCUGGAAUAAAAGUGACUGAGAGUC
Cinclus cinclus is the source of this 556-nucleotide messenger RNA. It is a transcript of the gene SNAPIN, whose product is annotated as SNAP associated protein. Gene Ontology annotation, cellular component: BLOC-1 complex; synaptic vesicle; BORC complex. The record is from RefSeq and is a predicted model, not a curated record. The transcript has 4 exons. NCBI's taxonomy places the organism in Eukaryota, Metazoa, Chordata, Aves, Passeriformes, Cinclidae. Bases 22 to 384 code for a protein of 120 amino acids. Gene Ontology annotation, molecular function: SNARE binding. Gene Ontology annotation, biological process: lysosome localization; endosome to lysosome transport; regulation of synaptic vesicle exocytosis.